AUGGAUCCCGCAAGUGGUGGUGGUCCAGUGGUGGGUAAGUCCACUGGUACCGAAACCGGUGUCGUUGUUGUCUUGGUGUCUUGGUUGGAACAAACCUUCGGCAAAGGAAGGCAGGCUUCCAACAGACUUUUCAAUGUCGACGGUCUUGAUGGAUCCAACAGCAGCUGGAGCAGCAAUCAAAGCAAUGAAAAUGACGAAAAUGGUGAAGAACAAAACAGAGUACUUUCUCACCAUUCUCUUUCUCAAUCUAGCCUGUUUCAAAGAGUAGAUUGGAGGUCUAAUCUGUCUGCUUGGCUUCAACCAGAACAGCAUCAAGGAGUGCCAUCUAUCCACGAAUGGGAAACAAACAAUUGGGAAUUGCAGGAACAAAAGAACGUGUCCAAGAACAAAGUCUCCAGCAAAGUGAGACAUCUCGAUGAUCUUGGCACAGAACUCUCUGGCAGGUUGGGUCCAGGCGUUGUAACCCAAACCAGAACCGUACCACUUACCAGUCCAGAACGCAACGUUGGAGUGGUCGUUCUUGAACUCUCUGUGGAAACCUUCCAAAACCCACAUGACAAUGAAGAACACAAUGUUGAUCAGAACAGCAACACCGUGGGCAACACCAGCCAUGACAGAUCCGGUCUUCUUGCAGCACAUUCCAAGCAAUGGACCUGCGCAACAGGACAGUCCCAAACACACAAACAGAACACCAAUGUCGAUGACAAUUGGAGCCAAAGAACAAAUGACCAAUCUCAAAACAGAGUUGACAACAGGAGCGUCAAUAACACCGGUUUGAGCGUUCAUGAAAGUGUAAGCAAGGAAACAUCCGGCAGUGUAGACAAUACAUGGGAAAGUGUCAGAGAAGAAGAUGUUGGAUCUGUGGGCUCUAGCGGCAUCACCAGCAGCCUUCUCGGAGUCGUCUCCAAUGGUCUUUCUCUUGAAACCAGUAACUCUGGAUCUAGUCAAUCUGAUGUAACCGAUCCAGGAGUUUCUGUGCCAUUUGGUGUUACCUCUGGACAACCAUCUGAUAAAGUCUCUGUAGUCAAUGAAGUAGUCCUCCCAAGAGAAUUGGUGAGGGUUGAAGAUGAACGGAGAGAACAUCAAUGCAACAAUGGACAGCCAGAACCACAGAAGAGCAGCGUACAACACGGAGAAUGGAAUUCUUGCAGUAGCGAAACCUCUACCGGUGGAGAUAUAUCUGGCACCACCAACACAGAUGUCGUUCAACAGGGAGGAAGAGUAAAUCUGAGCAACAAACACUUCGAACAAUGGAGACAAAGACAAGAAGUGUCUGCAGAAUCUGUAAGCACACUUCCAAACACCUCUCUCGAUCAGUUCUUGGACAAGCAAUGGAACAAAAGCAAUGAAGAACACAAUGAAAAUGGACAAUGUGUAACGUCUAAUCCAGUCGAUGGAUGGCAUCAAUUGGUAGCAUCCCAAUGGGUACUGGAUGUCGGUGAUUGGCUUGUUUCUGUCGUAAAGACACAAGAUCGAUUCGUGAGAAAGAGCAGUCAAGUUAACCAAGGUGAGCAUGAACAAUUGAAGAGACAACUGAAUGAACAAGUUGUUGAUAUGGAAACCCAAGUGAGCAUAGUAGAAAGAGAGGAAUCUGUCCAAUGGGAGCUGAGUACCCAAGUAGUAGUACUCUCUAGAAAGCAUUUGCUCUCCCAUACCAGCACCAAUCUUAGUGGUGAAAUUCAAAAUCGAACCAAAACCGAGAUCUCUUCCCUUACCACAUUGGUAGUACUCACAAUGCUUGAUUCUACCACCUCUGCACAUGGCAACCAUACCAGCGUAGAUAUCUUCGUUCAAGUGCAAUCCCUUUUGGGCCUUAGAGACACCACCUCUGGUGGUCAUGUAGAUAGCAUUCAAGAAAUCAGGGUGACCAUAGUGCAAUUUAGCACCGAUCUGAGCCAAAGUUCUAGCAAACAAGGUACCGAAAGUUUGUUCCUUACCGGCAGCCACAUCACCCAAAAUACCAGAGUUCUCAGAGAAAAUACCAGGAGCGUAUGGGUUCACGUGGUCAACGUUCAAUUCUUCGAAUUCAGCAAGCACAGAUCUGAUCUUCAGACACUCUUCCAGGUAGUUGUCCUGGUUGGCAUCGAUCAAUUGCAGGUAUUCACCUCUGGUGAAAAUGAUAGAGUGGUUCUGGUUAUCAGACUUACCAUCACCCAAAAUUGGGUUACCGGAAAGUUGAACUCUGAACUUAGGUCUUCUUCUACCAUUCUCCAUAAUCUCACAGUGUCCGUCAAUCAAAGCAGAGAAAAUUCUUGGCUCAUCGCCCUCGUUAAGAGGAGGCUCCUCAUCCAAGAAAGCAAUUUGCAAAUCUGGGUAGGCACGGAGCAAGAAUUCAGCGUUCUCGAGUUCUUCUGGCUUGAAUUUGGUCAAACGUUGCAUGGAAACAACAAACUUGAACUUUCUUCUAGCCAUUCUCUCAAGCUCUCUCUCCAAACCCUCAGCGUUUCCACCGAACAUUUGGACGAUCUCAGGGUUCUCAACACGGUAAACCCAGAUUCUUGUUCUCAGAGUGUACUCAGGAGCAGCAGACUUGAAACCAAUACAGUAGAAUGGCAAGUCAUCAAUCUCGUUCUUCAUGUUGUCGUCGUCCUUCUCUUCGCCGUUCUCGAAAGCAGCAGUUUCUUCGGCCAAGAUCUUGGUGUCCUUAACGAAACAUUCCCACUCAACUGGGUGCAAUUGUUUCAGGUACUCAAGCAAGGUGACUCUGGAGAAUUGAUCGUCUUCUCUGAUAAUCUCUCUCAAAGAGAGCAAAAUCUUUUCAGAGUAGUGAGGAGUGAACACAGUGAAGGUUGGCAUGUUGUCAACUGGCAAUGGUUCAGGAAUAGGAGUAGCCAAGGAUUGGGCAAAGAAAGAAAUACGUCUUUCGGCCUCAGAGUUUCUUGGGAAGAACUCAGUCUCAAAGUUAUUGUCAUCCUGGGAAACAAAGAAGGUUGGAGCUCUCAAGGUACGCUUACCUUCAAUCUCAGAUGGAACUUGGUGGUAAAGAAGCUUUUGAACGUGAUCAAUAGCCAACAAGUGCUCUCUGUACAUGGAGAUAACGAUAGCGUUCCAGACUUGAGAGAUAAGAACCUUUGGCUUGUACUUGAUUUCCAUGUCGGUGGUGGCAAGGACCUUGGAGUAGAUUCUCUUUGGCAAUCUGGUGAAAAUGUUUCUCCAUGGGGUCAAGAUAGAGAUACCCAAGUAGAAAGAUCUUCCAACGGAGAACAAACAGUUGACCAAAAUGUACCACAUGUAAGUAUCCAAGAAGAACAACACCAAAUCGGUAGCCAUCAUCAAACCAAGGGUAACCUUUGCCUGAUGCUUACAGACAACGUUACCGUACCACUUCUCACCAGUACAUCUCAUGUUCAUGGUGGACAAGUUUCUGAUUGGGUCUCUCAGAGACAGAAUCAAGAAGAAGUAAGACUCACAGUACUUGGCAAGGAAAACCAAGAACCACACGAACCAGGAGAGGUACAUGUCCAGUCCAGACAAACACAAGAAAACGAUCGUGGCAAUGGCAAUGAAGAACGACACAAUCGCCACAACCUCUGCAGCCUUAGAUUUGGAUUGCAAACCAGCCCAAGCAAACACGAAAACAACCGGUGCAAGGUUGACGGCAAGGAUCAGGAACAAGAAACCGAGCUUUCUGCUCAAGUGUUGAGCACCAGCCCAGGCUCUAGGAACGAACAUCCACUCGAAAAUGGUGGCCAAAAUAUUAAUACCAGAAGCAACAGUACCUCCCAAUGCAGCAGCAGCCCAUCUGGAGGAUGCCAAAGGCUGAUUGUUCAGCACUUGGACAUAGUUGUGAGUGUAGAAAGUUGGAGCGUUGUAGGCAAUGUACAUCCAGAAAACAGAGAUGUGCAUAACCCAGAUACGGUUAAAGUUGGUGAUGAUGUGCAACCAAGUUCUGAUUUCUUUGUAAGUCUUGAAGAAAACGCUGUCCCAUUCAACUUCGCCGAGCUUGAAGUAUCUCUCUUCGGUUGGGAAGUCAACAAGUCUAGUACCGUCUUCCAUGACAAUUCUGGCAAUACCUUCUGGAUACCAGAAAAGCUGGUUGACGUCAUCGUAACCGAUAAUGCUGUUGUGGUCCUUUUCACGUUUCACGUAACGGCCAUCAACAACUUCGUAGACUUGAGCUCUGAUGUAACGGUAGAGAGGAGUGAUGACUCUGUUCAAGUAGUCUCCUUCUGGAACUGGGUCUGCUCUUUGUCUGCAGGCCUCCGAAUUCAAGUAGUCCUGAGCACACUUGAAGAUGAAACACAAACACUCUGGAGUGAAUCUGACCUGGUUGGCUUCACCCCAAAGCAAAAGCCACAAAGCGAUCUGUCUGACACGCUCAAGAGGAGCCAUAGCAUUCAUCUUGGCCUUCCAUCUGUAGUCAGCGGCGUCCAGAGAGUUGUCACCUUCCAACUCGGUCAGGGUUCUUUCGGUGUCCUCACCGUUUUCUUCAACGGCCUUUCUAGCCUUCUUAGACUUCUUCUUGGCUUUUCUAGCUUUUCUGGACAAUUUACCCAUGGUAACGUUACGGAAUCCAACCUCAUCGUCGAGAUCAAGUUGGGCAGCAAAGUACCAUUUCUUGUAAUUAGCAGAGUCACCACCAAUGUAGUCGGCGUGCAAGGAAAGCAAGGCCUGGGCUGGAGACAUUCUCGAGGACCUCGAGUCCAGCAUGGUCAUGAAGUAGUCAAAGACGUUUCUCAUGGAGUCUCUUUGGAAACCGAAGCAGUUGGUGAGGUCAAUGAAGACGUCCUCGAUCUGCUCGAUGGUAACUGGAGCUUGGUUAUCUGCGGUCCAUGCUGGAUACGGGUCAGUUGGAAGAGCAACCAUGCCGGAUUGGUCGUAUGGACCAGCACCGUAGACAGGAGUCGAGGCACCGGACGAUCUCUGGCCACCGUAACUCAUCUGGGAUGGGGUGUAUUGUGUGCCCAUCACGCGAACCUGGCUGAUCGUAGUAGCCUUGUUGGUUCAAGUUUGGAUCGGAAGAAUACUGGUGGUCGUAUCCUUGUUGGUAAUAAGCGUCUUGUUGGUCGAAACCUUGUGCGUACCCUUGGUAGUAAGGGUCUUGUGGAUCAUAAUAUUCCUGUUGACCUGGCUGACCAAACGCUUCGUCAGAUUGGCUAUAAGUUUCCUGAUAGCCUCCCUGAGCCUGGUUGGCCCGGUUCGGGUCGUGGUAGGCGUUAUCGUUAUACGACAUCCUAUUCACUAAAGAAGGUUAGUCAACCAAACUAUAUCUUAUUUCUAGCUGAAACAGGGAGUGUCUGCGGAAAAGAAAUCCAGCACCCGGCAAAGUCGCGAGCUUGA
Molecule: messenger RNA, 5280 nt
Organism: Ogataea philodendri
Lineage: Eukaryota; Fungi; Ascomycota; Pichiomycetes; Pichiales; Pichiaceae
Exons: 8
Coding region: 1-5280 (1759 amino acids)
Source: RefSeq, a predicted model, not a curated record